Molecule: messenger RNA, 744 nt
Organism: Psammomys obesus (fat sand rat)
Lineage: Eukaryota; Metazoa; Chordata; Mammalia; Rodentia; Muridae
Gene: Spata24
Product: spermatogenesis associated 24
Exons: 6
Coding region: 63-716 (217 amino acids)
Cellular component (GO): nucleus; cytoplasm
Molecular function (GO): DNA binding
Source: RefSeq, a predicted model, not a curated record
GGCCGACGACAGGCGAGGCACGCAGCCGGAGGCCAUUUCCAACGAGCUGGCGGGGGCGAAAGAUGGCGACGCCCCUUGGGUGGUCGCAGGUGGGCUCUGGUUCUGUGUGUCUUGCCUUCGAUCAACUGCGGGACGUGAUUGAAUCUCAGGAGGAACUGAUCCACCAGCUGAGGAAUGUGAUGGUUCUCCAGGAUGAAAAUUUUGUCAGUAAAGAAGAGUUCCAGGAGAUAGAGAAGAAGCUGGUGGAAGAAAAAGCUGCUCAUGCCAAAACCAAAGCCCUCCUGGCUAAGGAAGAAGAGAAGUUACAGUUUGCCCUUGGAGAGGUGGAGGUGUUGUCCAACCAGCUGGAGAAAGAGAAGCUGGCUUUUGAAAAAGCGCUCUCCAGCGUCAAGAGCAGAGUUCUGCAGGAGUCUUGCAAGAAGGACCAGCUCAUCACCAAGUGCAAUGAAAUUGAAUCUCACAUUAUAAAGCAAGAAGAUAUACUUAAUGGCAAAGAGAAUGAGAUUAAGGAGUUGCAGCAAGUUAUCAGCCAUCAGAAACAGAUUUUCAGGGCUGUCAAGCCUACGACCGGCCGGCUCCGUUGCAGGAAUCACAUGUCUGACUUCCGGAUCCAGAAGCAGCAGGAAAGCUACAUGGCCCAUGUGCUGGACCAGAAGCAUAAGAAAGCCUCGGGAACACGUCGGGGCCGUAGCCGUCAGUGUCCCAGGGAAAAAUAAAAUGCUUACUUUCCUGUUCUUUAGCUGU